AUAGAGUUGGAAAGAUGGUUGAACAACAUGAUAACUAUCUGAAACAAUUGGGUAUUAACAUGAAUAACUUAGAAAAAGAAAUGGAUUCAGCUAUUGCUAAAGAAUCUAGAUAUUGGCUUGAAAAUGAUGCAAAAAUUAGAGCUGUUCAACAAGGAGUUCCAACAUAUGAUGAUUUUAGAGAGCUUGUCGCUGGAUGCCACUUAAAGCCUUUGGAUCGAUUAGAACUAACCAAUACUGUUGGUCAAAAGUCCAGCUGGAACUAUUCAACAAUAUUAUCAAGUAAUAAUAGCUUGUUUCUGGAACCUGAAAUGAAUUCAGCUAUCGCUACAAAGCCUAUUACUACUCCACAGGAAUUCAUUGUACAGUGGCGUCAUGUCAAAUCAUCUUCCACGUCGGACAGCAUUACUAAAAAUGGUGCUUUAUUGGAGUUAUUGUUCAUUCAAGAUAAUGAACUAUUAGAAAAUCUUUUUAACACUGGACUGGGUGUGUCGUUUUUACCUGAAAUACUUUCAGUAUUAAAUCAUGCUGUUGAUAACACGGACACUACAUUAUCAUCAUCUGAUUAUAAUAUCAGCAUCGUAAUAUCCAAGGUUUCUAUGAUUCUUGCAAGUUUUCAACGGUCUAAACAAUUUUCUUUGGCAGUCGAUUGUUUGCUAGAUAGUGAAAAAGAAACUGCACAUCAUUUAGUUGAAAAAAUCACGGACGUUGCAAACAAAUAUGAACUUUUUGAUGAUGGUGAAACUUUGAAGAAAAUUGCAGAUACUUUUAAGCAAAGCAAUAGUUGUUAUGCAAUAGAUGACGUUAGGUCCUGUGUUUGAAGAAAUUUGAAAGCUUCAUUAGAUAUUUUGUUUUAGGUUUAUUGUAAUCGUAACUUGCAUUCUGUUUAUUUGGCACUUGUGUCUUAUUGUAUGUCUUUGUAUUCUCUUGGAAAAUCAUUUCCGAAUUGUUCCUAGUUUAGACAGAAUUUCUACAUCUGUUCAAAUUCUUGAGUAAAAAUACAAUCUUCCUAUAUGACAAUAAAUCUUAGUCAUUCUUCACCUCAAUAUUUCGAUCAAAGUUAAUUUCGGCUUAUGAGACCGCACUUGUUUAUAAAUUUAUAAAUGUUUUUCC
Molecule: messenger RNA, 1110 nt
Organism: Schistosoma margrebowiei
Lineage: Eukaryota; Metazoa; Platyhelminthes; Trematoda; Strigeidida; Schistosomatidae
Source: the annotation of a GenBank genome assembly